AUGCCGGAUAACGAUAUCGAUGUUUAUUUGGAGCCCCUGGUGGAUGAGUUGAAGCAACUCUGGGAUGGCGUUGAAACUUAUAAUGCUAAUAAGGGGACCACUUUCAAGAUGCAUGCGGCGCUAAUGUGGACUAUUAGUGAUUUUCCAGGGUUGGGAAAUUUUUCUGGGUGGAACACGUAUAGUGGGUUAGCUUGUCCCACAUGUAAUGUGGACACUAAGGCUCAGCGACUAACAUUCAGUCGAAAAUGGUGUUACACGGGCCAUCGUCGCUUCUUGAAUCAGGGCCAUAAAUAUAGAGUAGACCGGAUUAGAUUUGACGGACAAGUUGAAAGCAGAGAUCCACCGAAGAAGUAUUCUGGAGCAGAUGUCUUAAGGCAGCAGUGUAAUAUGCAAGUGUUGUUUAGGAAGAACUCAACUCUGACAGCCAAAAGAAGACGCAUUGGUGAAGAUGCAGAUCAAGAUGACUCGUAUUGGAAAAAGAGGAGUGUGUUCUUUGAACUCCCGUACUGGAAGGAUCACAUGUUGCGUCAUAACCUUGACGUGAUGCAUAUAGAGAAGAACAUUUGUGACAAUGUGGUCUUCACUAUCUUAAACGAUAGCGUCAAAUCAAAAGAUAAUCUUAAGGCUCGCAAAGAUUUACAAAGCAUGGGCAUAAGGUCUGAAUUGUGGCCGGAGAAAGGUGGUAAAUAUCCUUCAGCAAUCUUCACAAUGUCGAAUCCACAGAAGGAUGUAUUCCUGAAGACUCUACAGAAUGUGGUCUUUUUAGAUGGUUACUCGAGCAAUAUUGCUCGUUGUGUUGACAUUCGGCAGCGCAAGUUGUAUGGGUUGAAGAGUCACGACUGCCACAUUCUUAUGGAACAAUUACUUCCAAUUUUGGUGAAGAAUACAUUGUCAAGUCCGGUAUCAAAUGUGAUUGCGAAUCUGUCCUCAUUUUUCCGAGAACUCUGUGGAAAAGCUUUAAAUCCUAUGCAGCUUGGUGCCCUUCGGAAUCAUGUUGUGAAAAUUCUGUGUCAGAUGGAAAUGAUUUUUCCUCCAUCCUUCUUCACUGUCAUGGUUCACCUUACGGUGCACCUCGUUGAUGAAAUAAAACUUGGUGGCCCGGUACAUUAUCGGUGGAUGUAUCCAAUAGAAAGGGCACAAGCAGAAGGCUCAAUUGCGGAGGGCUAUUUAUCCGAGGAGAUUUUGACAUUCUACUCCAUAUAUUUGGAUAAUAUUGAGACUAGAAUUAACCGACCAGCGCGAGUUGAUGAUCGACCUGUUGAUGUUACAAACAAUACAGGAUGUAAUAUGUUCCCAGAAAUUGGAAAAGCUUCAGGGGCUAUAUCACAUUUUGUACUAACCCCAAUGGAAAGAGAUCAGGCACAUCGUCAUGUGCUAGUCAAUUGCGAGGCCGUCGCUCCAUUUAUUGAUACAUUUAGGGCAGAAACUAAGCGUAAAUUACAGGAUCAAACAAGGUCGCAAUCUAAGAUAGACCGUGUUGUGCAUGCAGAAUUUCCUCGCCGGUUCAAGCGUGAGGUUCCAAUGGACAGUACUGUACAUUCGAAAGAAAUGAAGUUGUUGGCAUGUGGUCCCAUGCUUCAGGCAAGACGUUUUGGGACAUACAACGUCAAUGGGUACAAGUUUAAAACUAUCACAAAGGAAGACGGGAUGAAAAUACAAAAUAGUAGAGUUUAUGUCUCAUCUAAUACAAGAAGUUAUGCCAACAUGCGUGACAACAGAGUGGCUAUUGGUAGUGUUCCAUAUUAUGGAAAAAUUGUGGACAUAAUCGAAUUGAUGAACUAUAGCUGCCAUUUCACAGUGGUUUUGUUCAAAUGUAUUUGGGCUGAUACAACUACGAGCAGAGGAAUUAAACAAGACCAUCUGGGCCUUACCAGCGUUAAUUUCGCUCGUCCAAUUCACACCGGUGAUCGAGAAGAGGAUGAACCGUACAUAUUGGUAUCAGAAGCUCAUCUCGUGUACUAUGUACGUGAUGAAGUAGAUCCAGAAUGGAGUGUAGUAGUUCAUGUAAAAUCGCGAGACUUGUAUGACAUGGGAGGAGAGAAUGAAGAUGUUAAAGCUGCUUUUUCUCCUCAGCCCGGGUUGAACAUGUCAGCAGGUGACAUCAGUGAUUUACAGUUGACAAGGGAUGAUGAUAUAGAAGACCAAGUAGCAGAUGUUUCUGAUAACAUCGAUUAUGUGGCAUAG
Molecule: messenger RNA, 2184 nt
Organism: Arachis ipaensis
Lineage: Eukaryota; Viridiplantae; Streptophyta; Magnoliopsida; Fabales; Fabaceae
Source: RefSeq, a predicted model, not a curated record